CGAGACGUUAGCGUUGUAAUUUCAAACGGGUGUGAGGAUUGAAACGUCCCUGGAUUAUGUUUACACAGCCAGCGACAUAUCUAUUAGCGGGUUUAGCUAUCAAUAUAUUCAUUAAUACUAUUAAAUAUAGCCUAAUGUGUUCAGUAGAUCAAAAAUAAACUCUCCCGUAUAUGUAGGAAUAAUGAAAACGGCUGCAUAGGUGUUUAAUACAUCGCGAUCUUUUCAAUGAGUUCACACAUCGUCACUCCAGGUCCAUACAGGGCCACUAAACUGUGGAAUGAAGUGACCAAGCUUUUCCGGGCAGGGAUGCCUUCAAAGAAGCACCGACAGCACUUCAGAGUUUACAUGAACUGCUUCACCGCAUCAGCAGCUGUGGACUGGUUACAUGAACUCUUGAAGAACAACAGCAAUUUUGGACCCGACGUCACCAGACAGCAGACAGUCCAGCUGCUAAAAAAGUUCUUGAAGAACCAUGUUAUUGAAGAUGUGAAGGGUAGAUGGGGCAUGGAAGACCUGGAGGACAACAGCCAGCUGUACAGGUUUCCAUCAACUUCUCCACUGAAGACCAUUCCUAACCGUGCCCCUGUUUUGAGGAAAAAGAGCAUAUCUAUGAUGGACAGGGAGACUUUCUUCAAAUUCAGGGGCUCUAAGAAAUUUGACAAAGAAAUAUUGGAAAAUGUGGAUCCAGAAGCACAAGAAUCUCCUGUGGGAUCUUCCUCAAGUGAGACAGAGCACUGCAGGGAGCUCACAGAAGACGACAUUCAAGUCAUCUGGAAGAAUGUCACACUUACACAUUUGCAGAAGGUGGUGGGAUCAGGGUCUCUUGAAGAUGUUUUGGAUAUAGCCCAAGUCAAUCCCCAGUUCAUUGUUUAUAAUAUGACCAAAGUCAAUAAACAUGGAGUCGUUUCUUUGGAAGAUAAGACAGAUGAUUUGCCACACUGGGUUUUGUCUGCCAUGAAAUGUCUUGCAAACUGGCCAAAGUAUGACUCAAACCAGCCGUCUUACCCAGGCUUUGAGAGGGAUGUGUUUAAAACUGUUUCAGACUAUUUCUACAGCCUUUCUCAGCCACUGCUUACUUACCAGUACUAUGAACUCUUUGUCAACAUCUUGGUUAUGUGUGGCUACAUCAUGGCUCCUAAAACUCAACGUGGAAAGCGUAAAAACCAGGAGGAACCCAACUGCCCACAGCCAGCGAAAACCCCAUAUGUGAAUGCUGCCAACCUGUUCAAAUCUACCGAAUGCCUCCUACUAAGCUUAAUAAGGAAGGAGGCCUUCGAUGAAGCGGAUUCACCCAUGAGGGAAGUUUUCAGUUCAAAAGCAGAGACUAAGUUAGAAACCCAUAGAGCACAGCAGCCCGUUUUUAGAGGUAGAAGGGCCAGCGAUGGAGACCGGCUGGACGGUAGCUAUCUAGAAAUUCCUCAGGCUCACAAAACAGAAGUCCCAUUUGGCAGGCUUCGGUCAAGAAGUUGCUCUUUGGAGGGCAUUGUUGAUAACCAUUCAAAGAACACACUUCUCAGAUCAUCUGAAAGCCUACAGUCCUGCAGCACUGAUAAAUCAUCCUCUCAAACAGAUUCUCCAGUAGACCCAAACUUCAAAUUUGAGCUUCAAGGUUCCUCAAUGUCCAUAAACUCUUCCGUUCAAACUUCCAGCAACAACACAAGCUCACAACUCCCUUCAGAUCUUCCCCGAACCAACCAGAGACCCUCCAGGGCCCGGCCCAGAAGCAUCGGUAACUUGUUUGACAUAGAGGAGAAUAGAGAAAUGUCUGCUAGCAGCUUUAGCAUCCACGCUCCUGUGGCUGAAAUUACCAUGAGGCCAGAUUCCACAUCCAGCAUUGGCCUUAGAGGUCAUGGUUUGAUCAGUUUGCAUGGAAGUUGCAUGGACAUUAGGGCAGGUCCGAGCUUUAGCAGACGCUGUCAGAGCUCUCUGGACCUGAGCAAACCUGCACCCACAUGGCCCCCGUUAGCACGCCACCCCGAGCAAAGUUUAUUGCAGCCAUCACUGGAGCGGGUGGCCAUCGAGGCCCUGCAGCUCUGCACCUUACUCCUGCCACCCGCCAGUCGCCGCAAACUACAGCUGCUUCUGCGAAUGAUCUCCCGUAUGAGCCAGAACGUCGACAUGCCGCGGCUGCAUGACAUCAUUGGAACACGGACUCUGUUGGUGCAGACUUUCUCUAGAUGUGUCUUGAGUUGUGAGGAGGUGGAUGAUCUGGACGAGCUCUUGGCUACAAGGCUGUUAUCGUUUCUCAUGGAUCACCAUCAGGAGGUCCUGCAGGUGCCUGUGUACCUGCGCAAUGCUGUGGAAGAUCACAUUAAUUACCUCAAAUCACUGACCGCAUACCCAGGCUCUGGUGUUGCCAUGCCGACCUACUCAUUCUGCAGGCAGAUCAGCACUCAGGAGUUUGAAGAGCAGAAACUGUCUGUGUCCCAGACUGCUCUUGCUGACCUACUGGAGAGUCUCAUAAAGGACAAGACCAUGUCUGUGAAAGAGAAGAAAAAGAAGCUAAAACUGUUUCAGAAGGAAUAUCCUGACAUCUACUCGAGACGUUUUCCCACAACAGAGAGUGAAGCUCAGCUUUUUGCAGAUAAGCCAAAGAUAAAACCGCCAAUGCUGUUAAGCAUCAAGAAAGCCAAAACCUUCAGUAUUCGAAACUGAAUACCUCUUAAAUUAAGUAUGAAUGAUAUUUUGGGAGACUGUUUGAGUUUAAAGACCUCUAGUUGAUCUGAUGCAUUUUGGAUCGCAUGGUAGAAUCUGAACUGUAACUUUGGUUGAAGUGUUUUUUUUUUUUUUUUUUUAGGUUUCUUAUGGUAUUGCUCUCUAGUGAAGUGACUUUUCUUUUUUAUGAAUUUCAGUACAGAUGUCUGUUAGUUUUAAUGUUAUUUAUUUAAGUGUGUGAUUUAUUGUAAGUUAUUGGGAGCUUUCAGACAUUCAUAGUGUCAUAUCUACAAAAGCUCAGAGAACCCACAGCAAAUAUGCAGAUAGGUUUGACAUACAGUUUACAUGGAGACUUCUUGAAACGAAAUGAAGAUUUUAUUUUUAGUCUUAUAACAUUGUUUGUGUGUCACUUUUAGUCCCUUGUUUUUCUAUUAUCUCUUUUUUUGUGUGUGUCUUCAGGUGUCUUUACCAUUCAGGUGCAUAGAAAAUGCUCACUCAGACUUCUAAAGACAAAUAUAUUGAUUUUCCAAGCGAUGUGGGAGUUUCCUGGCUACUAAGCUAGUAUGGGCUAAUUUGCACUGUUUUUUGCCGUCUCAAAUGCGCUAACGUGUAGUCAUUUCUUAUGUACAUAUUUUCUUUCUAGUCAGUACUAACUACUGAUUGCUUAUGUUCCUCUCUUGUCAGUGUUUUAUCAUCUUGCACUUGCAUCAGUCAUUGUACUGAUUCAGUGGCUUGCGUAUUAAGAAUGAAAGACUAAACUUGGUUUGACUGUAUCGAGUUAAUGAGCAUAAGUGAGCCAAAUCCAUUGUUUUAUGUUGUUUAUUACUUUAUUGUAUCACCCUGAAUACUUAUACUGUUCCUGAUCUAUGCAAUAAACAUUUUAAAUAUGCAAUUUUU
Messenger RNA from Onychostoma macrolepis, 3552 nucleotides. It is a transcript of the gene depdc1, whose product is annotated as DEP domain containing 1a. The record is from RefSeq and is a predicted model, not a curated record. Gene Ontology annotation, biological process: intracellular signal transduction. The coding region runs from base 226 to 2655 and encodes 809 amino acids. The transcript is spliced from 12 exons. Lineage: Eukaryota; Metazoa; Chordata; Actinopteri; Cypriniformes; Cyprinidae.